CUCUUUUCGUGUUUGCGCGAAGCGGUAGGUCGGACUGUGCGACAGAUGGCGAGACGUAUACUACGUAGUCGCCGACAUCGAGUAAUGUAGAGUAAAUCGAGAGACCGGAGCGGAAGUAUUGAAGAAAGUACAGGUGGUGCCUGUGUCGGCGAACUGCCUUUUUUUAUUAAGUUAUUGUGAUAUCUAUCUGUGAAGUUCAACGGUACUGUUGGAUAGAGCUUCACCACUGUCAAGCGUGGGAGGAUUGUACGAACAAGCUGCAAUGUAAUGUACAAAAGAGAAAAUCUCGAAGGUAUGAAAAAGAUGGGUUGCUUAUCGGCCUUCCUGUUCUAGAGCGGGGUCUUACUCGGCAAUUAGUCUCUACAUAAGGCGCAGCAAAUACGUACCUAUUCAUCUUUCCUCAUGAAACCACUCUUUGCAUGAAUACUACGAUUUUUUCAGCAUACAAAGGAUGGCUUCGAAUAACGAACCGUAUCCGAUCUCCCCACUACAAACCCCUGCAAGGCCAAAAGCCUACAACAUCCUUGUAUUUCACAACCGUGAUCCUGAAAAUGCUGCUAUCUCAUUCUUGAACCAGCUUGAUGGGACACCCUCUAUGUUCCUAGAUCCGACCUUCGACGGAUUACACCGUAUGCAAUACAUUCUCGAUAAUCAAACGACAUUGCUAGACUUUAUGGAUGUUCAGAAUGAUCAGUCAUAUCCGGGUCUCACAGAGCAACUCAUCAGAGAUAGGCAUGGCUUCAUAUUUUUUUAUAGUGUGGCUUCGAGAUCGGACUUUGACCACAUCAAAGUACUCCACGAGCAGAUUUUGGCGGUGAAAAGCAUCGCUUCAGUUCCAGCUAUUAUUAUUGGUUAUGGCGGACCUAGGGUUUCAGAGCGCAGGGUCACUACUGAAGAAGGCAAGACUCUUGCGGAAGAACUUCAAUGUCCGUUUGUGGAGAUGGGUAGGCUGCAGAAAAACGAGGAUGUGUUUCAUAAGUUGAUACAUGAGCUCUGGAAGCUAGAGGAAAAGCCAUCGCCAAAUAUCGAGAAGUCGGCGGAGCCCCGUGAGAAACCAAAAAGGUCAUUCCGACAGCGAAUUGGACAGAUAUGGAGAUGA
Messenger RNA from Periconia digitata, 1099 nucleotides. The record is from the annotation of a GenBank genome assembly. Lineage: Eukaryota; Fungi; Ascomycota; Dothideomycetes; Pleosporales; Periconiaceae.